ACCCCCCCUGCAACCGGCCGAAAGCCCCCAGCUGCUGCCACCCAUCUCCGGCUGAAAAACCGGUAGGAAGCUUGGGGAUUUCUCCUUCCUUUCUUGCUCUAGAACACAAAUUGAACCUAGAAAUUCUCCCCCCUCUCUACAGAAAUCCCGGAUCUGCUCUGCUCUGCUUCUCACCACGGGCUGCUCCUGCUUUGUGGGGUGCGAAUUGCUCGGGUUUUUGAUUGCGUGAAUUCCCCCUGCAGAUCCCGCCGGCCUCUUCCCCCAACUGCAGCUCCGGUUCUGUUGGCUAAAAUUCUGGUUCUGAUCGUUCUGUCAGUUUAGCACUGAGAUCGAGUAUGCGAGUGAGGUAAGUAAAUUUAUGGUAAUGCCCGUAAAAUUUUUUUUAAAAGCAUGUUUUGAUUUGUUUUUGAAGUGGUGGUGGGACUAAACCUGUUUUAUGCAAAAAUAAGUAUGACUGAUUUGAAGUGAAAUUUUUAUGCUUUUCAUUAAAUUGAGCAUGCCUACUUGAAAUUUAAUGGAUUGUCCUGAUGAUUUGAAGUGAUUGGUGAAUUAUGCUUUUUCUAUUAACUUCUGUCUGUUUUGUCUCCGAUAUGGUCAUGUUUUACUGUGCCCGCUAGUGGGAGGUUUAUAAAUGCUAGCACAUAUCGACAUGUUACUGAUAGAACCAGUUCGUUUCUGUUAUCCUACUAGUGGGAUUAUACACUAGUAAAUCGUGUGCCUGCCAGUGGGAGGUUUAUAACACUAGCCAUGACCUAUAAAGGAGACGUCUAUUUCGUUUCUGUACUCGUGCUUGUUUUUCGUGAUUAUACUUGUUGGUAUGCUAUAAGUUUAAUUAAGAGCUAUCCAUAUUUACUUACUGAGUUUAUCUCAUAGUUUUUCUUUGUCCACCAUUUUAGGAAGCGAAACCGAGGACGGGGAAACCACGGAAAGUGACGAGUUAGAAGGCUAGCAAUUUCAAGAUUGAUAUAAAUUCUAGAAAUAAAUCAUGAUCUUGUAAACUAGAGUGUAUUUGGAGAUUUUAUAAUAUCAAAGCAUAUUUUAAGAUUUUAUCUUUAGAUUUUGUGGUCUGAGCAACUGUCUCAACAUUGAAUUACUCCACAGGGACUUGCCAAAUCUACUUGUGAAUUGCUUUUGUUGCAUUUUUCUUCUUCAAGUUUUAUUUUAUUGUAAUGUCAAACAUGAAUGAAUGGAUUUUCUUUUGUUAAAUUUUUGUUGGGUAUUGGUUUUUUGAAUUUGCCAUUGUUUUUGCUUGAUUUGGUAUGGAAAAGUUGGAAUUUUUAGUUGUUGGGUGGCUGUUAUCUGUGCUCUUGUUCAUACUUGAAUUGGAGUUCAUGUGUUUUGAGAGACUAGAAUGUAUUGAGUAAUCCAAUUGUUUGAUGUAAAUUUGAUGGAUUUUAUAAUUCAAGCUAUUUUUAUUUUUAGCAAGAUAGUGUUUCUAACUAAAAUUUACUUGGGAUA
Molecule: messenger RNA, 1458 nt
Organism: Rubroshorea leprosula
Lineage: Eukaryota; Viridiplantae; Streptophyta; Magnoliopsida; Malvales; Dipterocarpaceae
Source: the annotation of a GenBank genome assembly